Acomys russatus (golden spiny mouse) is the source of this 924-nucleotide messenger RNA. RefSeq names its product olfactory receptor 5B3-like. NCBI's taxonomy places the organism in Eukaryota, Metazoa, Chordata, Mammalia, Rodentia, Muridae. Gene Ontology annotation, biological process: G protein-coupled receptor signaling pathway; sensory perception of smell. The coding region runs from base 1 to 924 and encodes 307 amino acids. Gene Ontology annotation, cellular component: membrane. The record is from RefSeq and is a predicted model, not a curated record. Gene Ontology annotation, molecular function: odorant binding; G protein-coupled receptor activity; olfactory receptor activity. The transcript has a single exon.
AUGGAGAACAAUACAGAAGUGACACAGUUCAUCCUGCUGGGACUUACUGAUGACCCAGAUCUACAGCUUCCCCUCUUUUUCAUAUUCCUUAUUAUCUACACUAUCGCCCUGGUGGGGAACCUGGGAAUGAUCCUGUUGAUAGUCUUGGACUCUCGGCUCCACACUCCCAUGUACUUUUUUCUGGGCAAUCUGUCCUUGGUUGAUUUUUGUUACUCUUCAGCUGUCACACCCACAGUCAUGACAGGGCUCCUAAUAGGAGACAAGGUCAUUUCCUACAAUGACUGUGCUGCUCAGAUGUUCUUUUUUGUAGCCUUUGCUACUGUGGAAAAUUACCUGUUGGCCUCAAUGGCUUAUGAUCGCUAUGUUGCAGUGUGCAAGCCCUUACACUAUGCCACUACCAUGACUAUAAGUGUAUGUAUGAGUCUUUCUGUAGGUUCCUAUGUCUGUGGUUUCCUGAAUGCCUCAAUACACAUUGGGGACACUUUCAGUCUUUCUUUCUGUGGGUUCAAUGUGGUCCAUCACUUUUUCUGUGAUAUUCCAGCAGUCAUGAUUCUCUCUUGCUCUGAUAGACAUAUCAGUGAACUGGUUCUUGUUUAUGUAGUGAGCUUCAAUAUCUUUUUUGCUCUCUUGGUUAUCUGGAUAUCCUAUAUAUUAAUUUUUAUCACAAUCUUUAAAAUGCAGUCAAGUGCUGGAUAUCAAAAGGCUAUGUCCACCUGUGCUUCACACUUCACUGCAGUGUCUAUUUUCUAUGGUACAAUCAUCUUCAUGUACUUGCAGCCCAGUUCCAGUCACUCCAUGGACACUGACAAAAUCGCAUCUGUGUUCUACACCAUGAUCAUCCCCAUGCUGAACCCUCUGGUCUACAGCUUGAGGAACAAGGAGGUUAAAAGUGCAUUCACAAAAGUUUUACCAAUGCCAAAAUAA